This is a messenger RNA of Brugia malayi, 5670 nucleotides long. RefSeq names its product Myb-like DNA-binding domain containing protein (gene Bma-gei-8). The coding region runs from base 1 to 5670 and encodes 1889 amino acids. The record is from RefSeq and is a predicted model, not a curated record. Gene Ontology annotation, biological process: regulation of transcription by RNA polymerase II. The transcript has 29 exons. NCBI's taxonomy places the organism in Eukaryota, Metazoa, Nematoda, Chromadorea, Rhabditida, Onchocercidae.
AUGUUUCCUACUGGUAAUCCACCUUUUACGGCACCAAAUGCUCAACAGAAUGCUAAUAAUAGUAUGAAUCUGGCAGCAGCACUUUAUUUACAUCCAUCGCUGGGCAUAACAAAUCAAGCGUAUACUCAAUUUUAUCAACAAGCUCAGAGCCAAGCACAGUUAACCCAGCAACAGCAACAGCAGCACUUACAACGUCAAUUUGAACAACUGGUUGUUGCUCAAGCGGCACAGAAUGCUCAUUUGCAAGCAAUUCAGCAGCAGCAACAGCAACAACAGCAGCAUGCAUUUCAAACUCAACAAGCUCAAGCGCAAAAUCAAAAAAUGCAAGUGGCACAACAGCAAGCACAACUACAACAAAGUCAAGCGCAAGCUGUUCAAAUACAACGCUUGAAUGCAUUAAGGCAGAGUAAUCAACAAAUGUCUCAUUCCCCUUCGAUGCGAGGAUCUACACCUGGUGCUAUAAAGUCUCGUCAGGAGAUUCAGGCUGAAGUGGAUGCUCGACGCCGACGUUCAUUAAUUGCAGAUUUUAUGGUUGCGACCAACUCGGCUACAUUUUUAGAUGAAAGGAGACGUUCGGAUUCUAUCGGUGGUGGUAUAUUAGGUGAAAUGAAGAAAUCAGAAACGAUGGGCAGUGAAUUCAGCAUGAUUGCUGACGAAACAACAGAACGUAAGAAGAAUUCAAUCACCGAUCACUUAGAAGCAGUUGAGAAAGAAAAAAAGCUUGUCGAUAGCCAGAUCACUAUUAUACAACGAAAAAAGGAGCAAUACGAGAAUGAAUUGUCUAAGAUAUCGAGUGAUAGCACCGAUAAUGAUAAAGAAAAUGAUGACAGUACUGAAGACAUAGAUUCGAUGAGUCUGGUUGAGAGAAUUUAUGCUGAAAACCGAAAGAAGGCAUUUCGUUCUGAAGCUCAGAUGCCAGCUCAUCUGUUACCUUCAGCCGCAACAGUUCCACAAUAUCGAAAUCCAUGGGACAGUCCCUUGGUGCAAGAAACGAUUGAGCGAUACAAAAUGGUAAAACCUUAUUUAGUGAAAAUGCUGACGGAGCAUCGUCAAAACGAUUUAUUAGCUCAAAAAUAUCAAACUGAAAAAUACAAUAUGAUGUAUGCAGAAUGGUUGAAGAAAGACGAGAGGUACUGCAAAAGUCAGAAGAAAAUUGCUCGAGACGAAAAACAUCGUGAAAUAUUUGAGAAAACAUUUCCGGAAUUGAAAAAAACACGAGAAGAACGAGAGCGGUGUGGUCGAAUCGGCCUUCUGUCCACAGAACAGUUAGAACAGGAGGACGAAUAUAAAAGACGGCGUGCAGCUGCGGCACUACCACCGAUAAUGAUGAAUUCAAGAAUGCGUAGUGCACCGUUUUAUAUAGAUUUAAAUGGAGUUGUCUUAGAUGCAUUGGAGGAUCAUAAUGCUCAUAUUGAAUAUUUUUUGGGAAAGUGGACAGAUGACGAAAAAAAAACUUUCAGGGAGCAAAUUGUUACAUACGGCAAAAAUUUUGCGGCGAUAGCGGAAUUUCUAGAUCGAAAAAGCGUAAAAGAUUGCGUUCUAUACUAUUACUUGACUAAAAAGCGUCAAAACUAUAAAGCAUUGAUGGGAAAGAAACGGAAGAAGCCUCCAAGAUGUUACAAACCACCGGUAAUGCCACGACUUGAAGAAGUAGCACUAAAAGCACCACAGGCUGCGAAUGAUGUCACCAUUGUUGGUUCACGAGAACUUGAGUGUUGUAUUUGCAAAGCAAAAGUGAAUAGUGGUUCAAAUACUGGUCGAAUACUUACUCGUUUAACAUUGGAUGCGUCGGGCUAUGAUGCCAGUUCAGCGAAUGAAAUUGAUAUUUGUGUAUGCCAGAAGUGUAAAGCAAAAGGGAUUAAGCCAAAAACUGUAACACGUUGCCAAAUUGGUACAUGCCAUAAUCCGCGUCGAAAAGUGAAACCAACACGACCAAUGCCAGUGAAAUGGAAGCUGAUAACGGAUGAGCAGAAACAGUUUUUAAUGCAUCAAAUGUUGAUACCGGAAGAUAUUUUAAAAUGUUGCCCUGCAUGCCAUAAGAAAAUCUCCAAGCAGUUGGAUAUGCUUAUCGCUGGUGAACUGGAGGAAGAAAUGGCUUUAUGGAAGAAAUCUUCUGUUGCUAUUUGGAGUAGUGAAGAGGUGGAAACAUUACGUGCCGCAGUUACUUCAGUAGGUGAAAAAGAUUGGAGUACUGUGGCUGAAAAAAUGAGCAAUAAGUAUAGUGCCAAGCAAUGUCGAGAGCAGUAUGAAAAGAUUCAUGCCAUGGGAAGUGUCAAAAAGGAAGCAGAAAGCGAAGACGAUGUUAGUGAAGAUGACAAAGAGAAUCCACAAUUACAACAAGCUACUGUUGCGGUCAAGAAUGAUAUUGCUGAAACUGAAGCGGAUCCGAGGUUCGCGCUUUCCGUUCCUGGCGAAAGCAGUGCAAGCGCUGAUGAAGCAGCCAACCAAGAUGAUUGCGUAAUUUUAUUACCACCACUCGCAAAAUCACCGUCAACACAAUUAUAUAAGCCAAGGUUUCGCGGUACUUCCGGACUGGGUUCAGAAGUUUUGUCUGUCGGUAAUUCCCAUUUGCAUUUGUCACAAGUCGGUAAGGAGUCGGAAGUCAUGUCAUCUCCACUGACUUGUCGUAAAUCUGACGCAAGCGUCUCCUCGUCGUCGGAUCUUUCGAACGCAGAUGAUGUUACAAAAACGACCUCCCUACCUCCGCAGUCAUCCUUUGUUGGAAGUGCACUUCUUGCAACACUUACUUCUUCGACUCCUGACUCGAUGCCUACUCGAUCUGCUCAGUUGGAUAUCGAUAGAUUACCACAAUAUUCAGUUUCAAUAACCCGAUCGUCAACUUCAGCAGUUACCCAGUCUGCUUCAUCUGCACUUGGAAAUAUCGUCAAAGGUUCGAUCACUCAAGGGACGCCUGUGAUGAGACCACCAUCAUCACCUACUCCCAGUAACGAUUUGUUAUUGGAGAAAAUGAAACAAAUGCAAAUGCUUUCUGCUGGAACAGUCGCAACUGGUGCCUCUUUAGCAGCAGCGGUAGCAGCAGCCAAUAAUAUUGCUACAAGCUCCACUCCACCAAUUCCAACACCCGCACUGCAACCUAAUGCAAAUGCAGCUGUUGCACUUCCUUUUUUGCAGAAUUCCUUGGCAGCGGCUGCUGCUGCUGCAUUUCCUACUGCUGGUGCUGAUCCAAAUAUGUCAUCCUUGGCUGCUUUCUAUAAUCAGUUUGCUGCAAUGGAUCCUGCCAUGCAAUAUGCCAUGACAAUGAAAAUAAUGCAACAGGCUGCACAACAGCAUGAAUACGAACGUCGGUUGGCUGCGCUACGAGCAAGCAGUGUGGUUGACCAAUAUCGACAGCAGGCUUUAGCUUUGGGUCUUUCUGAACAGCAACAACAGCAGCAGGUACAGAAUAGCCAUCAGCAGCAACAAAUGAAUGCAUUAGCAAAUGAUCAAGCAAAACUUUUGUUAUGGCAGCAACUAAUGCAGCAAUCGACCAUAAAGCCGUUGCAGCAACAAACAGUAUCACAAGCAGUUAACUUACAACGUACUGCAGCAGCAAAUACAUUGUUAGCUGCAGCUGCAGCAUCUACAAGUGUACAUCCAUCGGUUGCAGCUCAUUUAAGCGCUCAACCAAAUGUUGAACAGCAACAACAGCAAGCAAAGCAGCUUAUUGCAUCAGCAACACCAUCGACAGCAAUAUCUACUAUGACGGGUAGAGUAGCAACAGGUAAUACAGAGCCGCAGCGUACAAACGUGCAAUCACUUUCGUCGACAGCUUCUCAACUCUACAACGAUUUUCGCAACGCUGAACAAAUGCGUAAGGAGCUGGAUGAAAAUAUGCGACAGUUGGAGGCACAACAAAAACUUCAAGAAGAAAUACGUUAUAUAGAACAACAACGAAGACGUGUCGUAGAAGAAGAGGCGCGUAUUGGUGAUGAAUUAAGUCGAGUGUCACAAAUUGAAUAUCCACGUGCUCUGCGAUCGCAAGAUGUCGAAGCUGUUCGUGUUCAUUUGCAAACUAUAGAACGUCUUAAAGAACGACGUACAGCAAUGCAGCAUUAUCUGCGUGCUUAUGACGAAGGAUUAAAGGCACUCAGUGGAAGAAAUGCAUUAACCUCUACUCCGUCAUCUGGGGUAAUAGUGAGGGGUAUGUGUGAUGAGCGUACAACUGUUGGUUUGGGUCCUGUUAGCAAAGGUGCAAUGAAAGAGUUUCCUCCAUCAGUAACUAGGAUUGGAGUUACUCCAUCUUCAUCACAGGCUGUAUCUGGUCAGAGUCUGAUCGGUAUAAAACGAACUUUGAAUGAUUCUGCGCUUGCAACAGCAGUUGAAGGACGACUUCCUAGACAGAGCACGUCAAACGAUUCAACUGCGCUUGAAGAAUGCACAAAAAAUCGAAGUUCACGUAUUGAUCCUCUCUCUCGAAAGGGACUGGACAGCACAAUGUUUGAUUCAGGGCAAACAUCACAUCUUUUGCGUCAACACUGCCAUAAUGUAACGUUCGACGAGGAAUUUAAUCGCGCCGAGCAUAGGAAUAUGCAGAAUAGCUGUGAAAUUAAACGUAAAUCAGGUAUUCAUACGGUAUAUCUUCCGUCUGUGUCCGAUGUCCACCAUGCACCAAGUGUGAAAACAUCUGCAGGAAGUCAGAAGCGUGUGGGGUCACCGACGAUUACUGCAACUGCGCAUUUUACUUGUACUACGCCUAAUAACUCCGCACCUACGUCUCCAUAUUCGCAACCACUAACAUCUUCAGUAGCAUCGGUAUCCAUAUCUCGAACAUCUCCAGCUCAGCAACAGCAGCACUUUCCCCAUUUUGUCCCCACUUUACCGCAACAUCAAACUAGAUUUUCGCCAUUACAAUCCACAUCCGCUCCAGCCAGUGCAGCCAUUUCUUCGCAUGGACUUCCAGCCACUACCAUUCUUGGACGUCCAGUCGUAAGCCCUGUAAGCAGUUAUACUUCUGGAAUGCGUACUCCUGUUCCGACACUUGUUUCACCUCGAACACCCAUUUCCAUAAAUCCAAAUCUAUCAAAUUCACAUUCAGCGCAUGUUUCACCAUGUAACUCAUCAAGUUUACGCGCGACAACACCUACCACUUCGUCGCCAUUUCAGUUGUCGGUACUAGGGACCUUAUCACCGAAUGUAUCGUCCCAGAGUAUCUCCGGCACAUCAACAUUUCAAACAUCAGCAAUUAUUCCUGGGAAUACUUUGAGUGCAUCGGUUCCUUCACUGCUUGUAACAAACAUGGCAGAUAUUAGUGGCGGUGGCGCGAAAACAAUAACGAAUGUAGCUGAGAACGAAGAAAAAUCCACCCUCGUGGAAAACCAACAGCGUUCAUCAGAACCUACUGCUGUUGCAAAUUACGAACCGCUGUCACCUGAUACAUCCGAUGUUGCACCUACAUCCCAAACAGGUACUUCUACUGAUCAGGCCACAAAUUUGCCUCUUUUUUCAUUUCUGAAUUUGCCGGAUAGUGGAAAUGGUACAUUAAGUGCUCCAACAAUUCGACCAGUUAUUUCUCCAGAUGAUUCCUCUUCAAAUAUGCGAAAUAUACCAACAGGAAAUAUUAUUCCACCUCAGCUAACAACAACAACGGUUACGACGAGUGGGAACAUAAUGCUGCCUAUUAAGCCACCACCGCAACCGACUUAUGAACCACUUUCUGAUGAUGAUGAUUAA